Molecule: messenger RNA, 9513 nt
Organism: Nannospalax galili (Upper Galilee mountains blind mole rat)
Lineage: Eukaryota; Metazoa; Chordata; Mammalia; Rodentia; Spalacidae
Gene: Frem2
Product: FRAS1 related extracellular matrix 2
Exons: 24
Coding region: 1-9513 (3170 amino acids)
Biological process (GO): cell communication
Cellular component (GO): membrane
Source: RefSeq, a predicted model, not a curated record
AUGCCCGCAACCCGGACUCCCCGGAACGCCCCCAGCGCGGGCAGGACAGCCGAUUCCCCCAGCCCGCGGCCGGGACCUGCGCCGCCACCCAGGCUGCUGCUGCUCCUCCUGUCACUGGUAAGCCGCACUGCCGCACAGCCCGCAGCCCCCGGCGCCGCACCGCUGUCCCCGGGUCUCGCCGGGGCUGCGGGGGUCCCUGCGGAGGAAGCCAUAGUGGUGGCGAACCGCGGGCUCCGGGUGCCCUUCGGGCGUGAAGUCUGGCUGGAUCCGCUUCAUGACUUAGUGUUUCAGGUGCAGCCCGGGGAUCGCUGCUUGGUGACAGUGCUAGACAACGACGCGCUGGCCCAGCGGCCUGGCCGCUUGAGUCCCAAGCGCUUCCCGUGCGACUUCGGCCCGGGCGAGGUGCGCUACUCGCACCUGGGCGCUCGCAGCCCUUCGCGGGACCGCGUCCGGCUGCAGCUGCGCUACGAUGCCCCAGGAGGGGCGAUAGUGCUGCCACUGGCCCUAGAGGUGGAAGUGGUCUUCACUCAGCUGGAGAUUGUGACUCGGAACUUACCUCUGGUCGUGGAAGAGCUACUGGGGACCAGCAACGCCCUCGACGCUCGGAGCUUAGAGUUCGCCUACCAUCCAGAGACCGAGGAGUGCCGCGUGGGCAUUCUGUCUGGCUUGAGUGCUUUGCCUCGCUAUGGAGAACUCCUUCAUUACCCACAGGUCCCUGGAGGAGCCGGGGAGGGAGGUGCCUCGGAGACUCUUUUGAUGGACUGCAAAGCUUUCCAAGAGCUGGGGGUGCGCUAUCGCCACACAGCCCCCAGUCGCUCACCCAACAGGGACUGGGUGCCUAUGGUGGUGGAACUGCGUUCGCGAGGGUCUCCUGUGGGCAGCCCGCCUUUAAAACGCGAACACUUCCAGGUGCUUGUGAGGAUCAGAGGAGGAGCUGAGAACUCUGCACCCAAGCCCAGUUUCGUGGCUAUGAUGAUGGUGGAGGUGGACCAGUUUGUACUCACCGCCCUGACUCCGGACAUGUUGGCAGCUGAGGAUGCUGAGUCUGACCCCGACCUCUUGAUCUUCAACCUCACUUCUGCCUUCCAGACUGGGCAAGGCUACUUGGUGAGCACUGACGACCGCAACCUUCCUCUCUCCUCCUUUACACAACGGGAUUUGCGCCUCCUGAAGAUUGCCUACCAGCCCCCCUCUGAGGACUCUGACCAGGAGCGUCUAUUCGAACUGGAGAUGGAGGUAGUGGACCCAGAAGGAGCAGCCUCCGACCCUUUCGCGUUCAUGGUAGUGGUGAAGCCCAUGAAUACACUGGCUCCAGUGGUCACGCGAAACAUUGGCCUUAUUCUCUAUGAGGGUCAGUAUCGGUCCCUCACAGGUCCCAUAGGCAGUGGACCCCAAAAUUUGGUCAUCAGCGAUGAAGAUGACCUAGAAGCUGUGAGACUGGAGGUGGUGGCUGGGCUCCGGCAUGGCCACCUUAUUAUUCUGGGUGCUUCCAGUGACAGCCCUGCUCCUAAGUCUUUCACAGUGGCUGAGCUGGCAGCUGGCCAGGUGGUCUACCAGCAUGAUGACAGAGACGGUUCACUGAGCGACAACCUGGUGCUACGCAUGACAGAUGGAGGAGGCAAGCACCAGGUCCAUUUCCUGUUUCCCAUCACCUUGGUGCCUGUGGAUGACCAGGCACCUGUCCUCAAUGCCAACACCGGGCUGACACUGGCAGAGGGUGAAAUGGUGCCUAUCUCACCCUUUGCUCUGAGUGCAACUGACAUGGAUUCAGAUGACUCUCAGCUGCGAUUUAUGCUGGAGUCACCCUUCUCAACCACAGGGCAUCUGCUUCUCCGCCAAGCUCAUCCUCCCAAAGAGCAGGAGCUGAUCCAGGGACUGUGGAGGAAGCAAGGAGUGUUCUAUGAGCGAACAGUGACAGAGUGGCGUCAGCAGGACAUAACAGAGGGAAGGCUCUUCUACAGGCACUCUGGAACCCACAGUCCUCAACCAGUGAUGGACCAGCUCACAUUUAGAGUGCAGGACAACCACGACCCCCCUAAUCAAUCUGGGAUCCAGAGGUUUGUGAUACGCAUUCAUCCUGUGGAUCGCCUUCCUCCGGAGCUAGGCAGUGGCUGUCCCCUUCGGAUGGUGGUUCAGGAAUCCCAGCUCACACCACUGAGAAAAAAGUGGUUGCGCUACACUGACUUGGACACAGAUGACCGAGAACUACGUUACACAGUGACCCAGCCCCCUGUGGACACAGAUGAAAACCAUUCACCAGCUCCACUAGGCACUUUGGUCCUCACUGAUAACCCCUCAGUUGUGGUGACCCAUUUUACCCAAGCCCAGGUCAACCAUCAUAAAAUUGCUUACAGGCCUCCAGGCCAGGAACUGGGAGUGGCAGCUCGAGUGGCUCAGUUCCAGUUCCAAGUGGAGGACCGAGCUGGAAAUGUGGCUCCUGGCACCUUCACCCUUUACCUGCAGCCUGUAGACAACCAGCCCCCUGAGAUCCUCAACACUGGCUUCACUAUUCAGGAAAGGGGCUACCACAUCCUGGGUGAAACGGAGUUGCAUGUAAAUGAUGUUGACACUGAUGUGGCACACAUCUCUUUUACUCUCACAGUGGCCCCCAAACAUGGCCACAUGCAGAUAUCUGGACAGACACUGCAUGUUGGAGGGCGCUUUCAUUUGGAGGAUAUAAAGCAGGGCCGAAUUUCCUAUAUUCAUAAUGGUGAUGAGUCUUUGACUGAUAGUUGCUCUUUGGAGGUCAGUGACAGACACCAUGUGGUGCCCAUCACUCUCAGAGUGAAUGUCCGGUCAGUGGACCGUGAAGCGUCCAUGCCCAUCCUUCCUGCUGGUACUCUGGAGUCCUAUCUAGAUGUCUUAGAAAAUGGGGCUACUGAAGUCACUGCCAAUGUAAUUAAGGGGCCCUAUCAGGACACUGAUGAUUUGAUGUUGACUUUCCUGUUGGAAGAUCCACCCUUAUAUGGGGAAAUCCUGGUCAAUGGCGCUCCAGCAGAACAGUUCACACAGAGGGACAUCUUGGAGGGCUCUGUUGUCUAUGCCCACACCAGUGGUGAGAUUGGCCUAUUGCCCAAAGCAGACUCUUUUAAUCUGAGUCUGUCAGAUAUGUCUCAAGAAUGGAGAAUUGGUAACAAUAUUAUUCAGGGUGUUACUGUGUGGGUGACCAUCCUCCCUGUGGAUAGCCAAGCCCCAGAAAUUUCUGUAGAUGAACAGUUUGUAGUAUUGGAAGGUGAUAAAAGUGUUAUAAUGUCAACCCACAUAAGUGCUGAGGAUAUCGAUUCCCUGAAUGAUGACCUCUUGUGUACCAUAGUUAGUCAGCCGACCUCAGGUUAUGUAGAGAACAUUUCUCCAGCACCAGGCUCUGAGAAGUCAAGAGCUGGGAUUGCCAUAAGUGCUUUUACUCUGAAAGAUCUUAGGCAAGGACACAUUAACUAUGUCCAGAGUGUUCAUAAAGGGGUAGAACCUGUGGAAGACCGUUUUAUAUUUCGUUGUUCUGAUGGCAUUAACUUUUCAGACAGACAGUUUUUCCCUAUUGUAAUCAUUCCUACCAACGAUGAACAGCCAGAAAUGUACAUGAGGGAAUUCAUGGUGAUGGAGGGCAUGAGUCUGGUGGUUGAUACACCCAUUCUCAAUGCUGCUGAUGCUGACAUCCCCCCAGAUGAUCUAACUUUCACCAUUACCCGAUUUCCUGAUCAUGGUCAUAUCAUGAACCAGCUCAUCAAUGGCACAGUGUUGGUUGAAAGCUUCACCCUGGACCAGAUCAUAGAAAGUUCCAGCAUUAUCUAUGAGCAUGAUGACUCUGAGACCCAGGAAGACAGUUUUGUGAUUAAACUGACAGAUGGCAAGCACUCUGUGGAAAAGACAGUCCUCAUUGUGGUCAUCCCUGUUGAUGACGAGACCCCCAGGAUGACCAUCAAUAAUGGGCUGGAAAUAGAAAUUGGGGAGACCAAAGUUAUCAACAACAAAAUACUAAUGGCAACUGAUUUAGACUCUGAAGACAAAUCCUUGGUUUAUAUUAUUCGUUAUGGACCAGGACAUGGCUUAUUACAAAGACAAACACCUACUGGUGUCUUUGAAAAUAUCACUCUGGGCAUGAAUUUUACCCAGGAUGAAGUGGACAGAAACUUAAUUCAGUAUGUCCAUAUUGGGCAAGAGGGCAUUCGAGACUUAAUUAAAUUUGAUGUGACAGAUGGAAUGAAUGCCCUCAUAGAUCGAUACUUCUACGUAUCUAUUGGAAGUGCUGACAUUGUAUUCCCUGAUGUGAUAAGUAAGGGAGUAUCCUUGAAAGAAGGUGGCAAAGUCACUCUCACUACGGACCUACUGAGCACCAGUGACUUGAAUAGUCCUGAUGAGAACUUAGUUUUCACCAUCACAAGGGCACCUAUGAGAGGUCACUUAGAGUGCACAGAUCAACAUGGAAGGUCUAUCACUUCUUUCACUCAACUACAGCUGGCUGGUAACAAAAUCUACUACAUUCACACGGCUGAGGAUGAGGUCAAGAUGGACAGUUUUGAGUUUCAAGUCACCGACGGACGUAACCCAGUCUUCCGAACUUUCCGUAUCUCCAUAAGUGAUGUGGACAACAAAAAGCCAGUAGUCACCAUCCAUAAGUUGGUGGUCACUGAAAGUGAAAGCAAGCUGAUCACUCCCUUUGAACUCACUGUUGAAGACAGAGAUACUCCCGACAAGCUCUUGAAAUUCACUGUCACCCAGGUUCCUGUUCAUGGUCAUCUCCUAUACAACAAUAGCAGAUCUGUCAUGGUUUUUACCAAGCAAGACUUGAAUGAAAACUUAAUCAGCUACAAGCAUGAUGGCACAGAGUCAACAGAAGAUAGCUUCUCCUUCACAGUGACUGACGGCACCCAUUCAGACUUCUAUGUUUUUCCUGAUACAGUAUUUGAAACUAGGAGACCUCAAGUGAUGAAGAUCCAGGUGCUAGCUGUGGACAACAGUGUCCCCCAAAUUGCAGUGAACAAAGGAGCUUCUACACUUCGCACUCUGGCCACUGGCCACUUGGGCUUCAUGAUCACAAGCAAAAUACUGAGAGUGGAGGACAGAGACAGCCUUCAUUUUUCUCUUAGGUUUGUUGUGACCAAAACCCCUCAGCAUGGUUAUCUUCUCAACCUGGGCAAAGGCAACCACAGCAUCAUGCAGUUUACCCAAGCUGACAUUGAUAACAUGAAAAUAUGCUAUGUCUUAAGAGAGGGGGCUAAUGCCACAAGUGAUAUGUUCCACUUUACAGUUGAAGAUGGUGGUGGAAACAAGUUGACCAACCAGCAUUUUCGCCUGAAUUGGGCAUGGAUCUCCUUUGAAAAGGAAUAUUAUUUGAUCAACGAAGAUUCCAAAUUUCUAGAUGUUGUUCUUAAACGAAGAGGAUACUUGGGAGAAACUUCAUUUAUAAGUAUCGGCACAAGAGACGGGACUGCAGAAAAAGACAGAGACUUCAGGGGCAAAGCACAGAAACAAGUGCAGUUCAACCCUGGCCAGACCAGGGCCUCCUGGAGAGUGCGGAUCCUUAGCGACGGGGAGCACGAGAAGUCGGAGACCUUCCAGGUGGUUCUGUCUGAGCCGGUGCUGGCUACCCUGGAGUUUCCCACGGUGACCACGGUGGAGAUCAUCGACCCGGGUGAUGAAUCCACUGUAUUCAUUCCCCAAUCUGAAUACUCCAUUGAGGAAGAUGUGGGUGAGCUGUUCAUUCCCAUCAGGAGGAGUGGAGAUGUCAGCCAGGAGCUGAUGGUGAUCUGUUAUACCCAACAAGGAACAGCUACGGGCACUGUGCCGACCUCGGUGCUGUCUUACUCCGAUUACAUCUCCAGGCCAGAGGACCACAGCAGCGUGGUCCACUUUGACAAAGAUGAACGCGAGAAAAUGUGUCGUGUGGUGGUUAUCGACGACUCCUUGUACGAAGAGGAGGAGACAUUCCAGGUCCUUCUGAGCAUGCCCAUGGGUGGGAGGCUCGGAACCGAGUUCCCAGGGACCGAAGUGACAAUCCUUGCUGACAAGGAUGAUGAGCCUGUCUUCUACUUCGGUGAUGUUGAGUAUUCUGUGGAUGAGAGUGCUGGUUACGUGGAGGUACGUGUAUGGAGGACUGGCACCGACCUCUCCAGGCCCUCCAGUGUCACCGUGAGAUCCCAGAAAACAGAGCCUCCCUCUGCAGAAGCUGGAACAGACUACGUGGGGAUCAGUCGUAAUUUAGAUUUCACCCCUGGCGUUAACAUGCAGACUGUCCGUGCUGUCGUUCUUGAUGACCUGGGACGACCAGUACUGGAGGGAAUUGAGAGGUUUGAACUGGUGCUUCGAAUGCCUGUGAACGCUGCCCUCGGCGAGCCCAGCAAAGCCACAGUUUCCAUAAACGACUCUGCCUCAGAUUUGCCUAAGAUGCAAUUCAAAGAACGGGUGUACACCGGCAGUGAAAACGAUGGCCAGAUAGUUGCAGUGAUCCACAGGAGUGGGGAUACCCAGUACAGGUCUUCCGUGAGAUGCUACACCAGGCAGGGGUCUGCGCAGGUGAUGAUGGACUUUGAAGAACGCCCAAACACUGAUAUCUCCAUCAUCACGUUCCUCCCUGGUGAGACAGAGAAACCAUGUGUCCUGCAGCUGAUGGAUGAUGAGCUCUUUGAAGAGGUCGAGGAGCUGCGCCUGGUGCUUGGCACUCCACGGAGCAGCUCUCCCUUUGGGGCUGCAGUCGGUGAACAAAAUGAAACUCUGAUAAAGAUCGAAGAUGAUGCUGAUAAGGCCAUUAUCAAAUUUGGAGAAACCAAAUUUAGUGUCACUGAACCCAAGGACACAGGAGAGUCAGUGGUUGUCAAGAUUCCAGUGAUUCGCCAAGGAGAUACUUCAAAGGUUUCCGUUGUCAGAGUCCACACCAAGGAUGGCUCAGCCACCUCCGGAGAGGACUAUCACCCUGUGUCAGAAGAAAUUGAAUUUAAGGAAGGAGAAACCCAGCACAUUGUUGAAAUCGAAGUAAUCUUUGAUGGGGUAAGAGAGAUGAGAGAGGCCUUCACUGUUCACCUCAGGCCAGAUGAAAACAUGAUAGCAGAGACACAGAUGACCAAAGCUAUUGUGUAUAUAGAAGAAAUGAACAGCAUGGCGGAUGUCACUUUUCCUUCUGUCCCUCAAAUUGUGUCGUUGCUGAUGUAUGAUGAUACUUCUAAAGCCAGGGAGGACACUGGACCCACGUCUGGGUAUCCUGUCAUCUGCAUCACGGCUUGUAACCCCAAAUAUUCAGAUUAUGACAAAACGGGUUCUAUUUGUGCAAGCGAGAAUAUCAAUGACACUUUGACCAGAUACCGGUGGCUGAUUAGUGCUCCUGCUGGCCCGGAUGGAGUGACCAGCCCCAUGAGAGAGGUGGACUUCGACACCUUCUUCACAUCCUCCAAAAUGAUCAGCUUAGACUCCGUAUACUUUCAGCCUGGCUCCAGGGUGCAGUGUGCAGCUCGUGCGGUGAACGCCAAUGGGAAUGAAGGCCUGGAGCUGAUGAGCCCUAUAGUCACCGUCAGCAGAGGCGAAGGUCUUUGCCAGCCCCGUGUGCCCGGGGUCGUGGGGGCAGAGCCGUUCUCAGCCAAGUUGCGUUACACUGGUCCUAAGGACCCUGACUUCGCAAACCUUGUCAAGCUCACUGUCACGAUGCCACACAUAGAUGGUAUGCUUCCUGUGAUCUCCACAAGAGAGCUCUCCAACUUUGAGCUGACCCUCAGCCCUGAUGGCACAAGAGUCGGGAACCACAAAUGCUCCAACCUCCUGGACUACAAUGAGGUGAAGACUCAGCAUGGUUUCCUCACUAACGCCACAAAGAAUCCAGAGGUCAUAGGAGAGACCUAUCCUUACCAAUACAGUGCACCUGUCAGAGGCUCUAGUACCCUGCGCUUCUACCGAAACCUGAACCUGGAGGCCUGUCUGUGGGAGUUUGUCAGCUACUACGACAUGUCAGAGCUGCUCACUGACUGUGGAGGCACCAUCGGGACAGAUGGCCAGGUCCUAAACCUAGUGCAAUCCUAUGUGACCCUUCGAGUUCCUCUGUACGUGUCCUAUGUGUUCCAUUCCCCUGUGGGGGUCGGAGGCUGGCAGCAUUUUGACUUGAAGUCAGAGCUCCGUCUAACUUUCGUGUACGACACUGCCAUCUUGUGGAACCACGGGAUCGGCAGCCCCCCGGAAGCCGAGCUCCAAGGCUCUCUGUAUCCAACCAGCAUGGGAAUUGGAGACGAGGGACGCUUGGCCGUGAACUUCAAGACAGAGGCUCAGUUCCAUGGCCUGUUUGUGCUGUCACAUCCUGCUUCCUUUACCCGCUCAAUGAUCAUGUCAGCUGACCAUCCAGCCCUCACCUUUUCCCUCCGCCUCAUAAGGAGUCAACCAACCUAUAACCAGCCGAUCCAGCAAUGGAGCUUUGUGUCUGACUUUGCAGUCCGUGACUACUCAGGCACCUAUACUGUAAAGCUGGUGCCGUGCACCACCCCAUCCAACCAGGAGUACCGCCUGCCAGUUACCUGCAACCCCAGAGAGCCUGUCACCUUUGACCUUGAUAUCCGAUUCCAGCAGGUCAGCGAUCCAGUGGCAGCUGAGUUUAGCCUGAACACCCACAUGUACUUGCUGUCUAAGAAGAGCCUCUGGUUGUCUGAUGGAUCCAUGGGAUUUGGACAGGAGAGCGAUACUGCUUUUGCCAAAGGAGAUGUGAUUUAUGGGCGUGUCAUGGUAGACCCCGUCCAGAACCUCGGUGGCUCCUUUUACUGUAGCAUUGAGAAGGUCUUCCUGUGCACGGGGGAUGAUGGCUAUGUGCCCAAGUACAGCCCUGCGAAUGCAGAAUACGGCUGCCUAGCUGAUUCUCCUUCCCUCUUAUACAGGUUUAAAAUUGUGGACAAAUCUCAGCCAGAGACACAAGCCACCAGUUUCGGAGAUGUCCUGUUUAAUGCCAAAUUGGCUGUGGAUGACCCUGAAGCCAUUCUCUUAGUGAAUCAGCCUGGCUCAGAUGGAUUUAAAGUAGACUCAACACCACUCUUUCAGGUUGCUCUGGGCCGAGAAUGGUACAUACACACAAUCUAUACAGUGAGAUCAAAAGACAACACCCAUCGAGGUAUUGGCAAAAGGAGUGUGGAGUACCAGUACCACUCACUGGUGGGUCAGGGACAGGCCCAGGCAGCUGCCAAAAGCUGGAAGAAAAGGAACAUCAGGAGUACACCCCCACUGGCAGAGGAAAUUGGUGCUGAAAACAAUCGGGGAACCAACAUCCAGCAUAUCGCCCUGGACCGUCAUGACAAGAGGCAGGUCCCCCACGGCGGAGUUCCUUCUGAUGGCAUCCUGCCCUGGGAGCUCGGUAGUUCCACCCCUGAGGUCAGCCUGGUCACUGUCCUGGGAGGCAUCGUGGUGGGAUUACUUGCCAUCUGCCUGGCUGUGGUUGCAGCAGUGCUGUGCAGGAGCAAGAAGAGUCUGGGGGACAAGGAUGCUCCAAAGGACUCGGGUAGCAGUGAGCCCAUGAUGCCCCCUCAGAGCCACCACAGCGACAGCUCGGAGGUGUGA